Prinia subflava (tawny-flanked prinia) is the source of this 2289-nucleotide messenger RNA. RefSeq lists its product as uncharacterized. Gene Ontology annotation, biological process: intracellular signal transduction; regulation of MAPK cascade; protein phosphorylation. Gene Ontology annotation, molecular function: ATP binding; protein serine/threonine kinase activity. The record is from RefSeq and is a predicted model, not a curated record. Lineage: Eukaryota; Metazoa; Chordata; Aves; Passeriformes; Cisticolidae. Gene Ontology annotation, cellular component: cytoplasm.
AUGGAAGGCCUCAGUGUCAGAGCAGCUCUUGGGCUUGCUCAGUGCAGGAGCAUCCUCCUGGUUGAGGCUUUUGUCGGUGGGCAGCUGCACACUGACAGGAGCCUGGUUUUUUCUUGUGUUAUAGCACAGUCUGCAAACUUGCACAGCCGUGCUACAAUGAUGCAGCAACUGGCUGCUGCAGUUUGCACAGUUGGUGUCAUUUCCUACUCUGUCUAUUACUUCACUAACCUGGGACGUCACCUGACCCGUAUAUUCAGACGUGUCGAUGCUGAGAGCACCGAACAAACAGAACACUCUCCUCUGGCUCCCAAUGCUAGUGGAGAAGAGGACAAAGAGGAGCAAAGUGACCAGGUGCCUCCAGCUGUGGUUACACCACAGCCGGAUUUUUCCGAGACGGUCCUUCCAGACAAAGAGCAUGAGCAGAUUGUUUCACCAGAGAUGCCAUGCCAGACUCGGGGAGAGCUGUUCCCAGCCCGAGAGCAGGAAGAGCAGCUCAGGCAGCAGGUGGAAGAGCCCCAGGAGAAGGGCCAGACCAUCAAGGUAGAGCCACAAGCAGAGCUGCACGAAGCUCAGAGUGACAUCAAGGCAGUGAAGAGGAGGAAUAAGGAAGAGAUGAGAAAUAUGCAAGAAGAGAUGAAUCUCCCUGAGCAGAGGGGCGAUCAACAAAACCAGGUGAGUGAAGGAGUGGUAGCUGCUCCACUCAUGAAACAUCCUUGCUCCUGUUUUUUACAGAACAUCAAGGAACAGCUGCAGGCAGAGCUGCAGGAAACUGAGGCUAGGAUCAAUGCAAGGGAGAAGAGGCUGGAGGAAGAAAGGAAAAGCAUCACAGAGUUACGGAAUCUCCACCAUCAGGUUCCAAAAAUGCAAGUGGAAGUGUUGACAUCUCAGCCGGUGGCCAGCAAAGAUUGCCAGCAAGUGACUGGCAACGAGGAGCCCCAAGAUCGGCGUGAGGCACAGGAAGUGUCUCUACCAGAAAUGCUGCUGGUUGAGCAUGACCUGAAGGUAGUGGUGGAAAAGAGGACUCAGUGGAAGAAGGCAGAACAUUUGAACAAGGAGCUGCAAAUCUGCACAGGCUCUCCUCUUGAACCUGCUGCAGCAGCAGCGGCGUCGUCAUUUAAAGGAGCCUUUGUUUCCCGAGCUGAGAAGUGGAGGCUGGGCACUUGGUUCAUCUGUGGCGCUCACAGAGCUGCUGGUCUGCAGCAGGAGAUCAAGGAUGACUGCCUGCAGCUACUGGCUGCCCUGGCCCUGAGGGCUGCUGUGAGUGCAGAGGCUGGAGCCUCCCUUAGCUGGGAGGGUCCCGCUGCCGCCCGGCCGCUGCAGUGCGGAGCUGGCCCGAGGCAGCAGCCCCUGGUCGGGGCCGGCUGGACUCACGAGAGGGUCAGCGUCUCCUCUGGGCAGCUGUCCGUGUCAGGGCAGCAUCUAAGGAGCUCUGCUGUCCCUGCUGCCCUUGCCCGCUGUGCCGAGCUGGGAAGAGAGAAUGGUGACCAUGGAAAAUGCCGCCCUGAGGAAAUACAUCCCAUUGGAAAAUAUUGGCAGCAGGUGGCCAUAAAGAAAAUAAGUCUGGCAGGACCUAGGAAGAAGGAAUUAGCCUCUAAUGAAAUCAAGAUCAUGAAGAGGCUAAGGGGUCCAAGUGUUGUAAAUUAUUUAGGCAGCUACCUUGUGCAUGAAGAAGUCUGGCUGGUCAUGGAGUACAUGGAUGGAGGCACUCUGAGCGACGUCAUCUGUGCGGCUGUCAUGUAUGAAGAGGAGAUCGCUGCAGUCAGUCAGCAGUGCCUGCAAGGACUGGAUUUUCUUCACUCAAACCGUGUGAUCCAUCGAGAUUUGAAGAGCCACAACAUCCUUCUCAGAACUGACGGCUCUGUCAAGCUGGCUGAUUUUGGCUCUGCUCAACUCACUCCUGAGCAGAAUAGACGCAGCUCCGUGGUCGGGACUCCUUGGUGGAGGGCGCCUGAAGUGGUGCAAGGUCAACCAUAUGGCUUCCAAGCAGACAUCUGGUCAUUUGGAGUAGUGGGAAUGGAAAUGGUGGAGCGAGAAGUUCCUUACUGGAAUGAAAAUAGUCGCUGGCCUCAGUUCAUGAUAGUGGCAGAAGGGAUGCCAGAGCUGCGCAAGCCCCACCUAGUCUCGCCUUGGCUGCGUGACUUCCUGCUCUGCUGCCUGCAGAGAGACAAGGUGCAGCACUGGUCUGCCAAGGAGCUCCUGCAGCAUCAAUUUUUAACAUCAGCCAAGCCUGCGUCCAGCCUGAUACCUCUCAUGGUUUCAGUGAAGAAGUGGAAAGAGAAGAGAACAUGA